This is a messenger RNA of Diabrotica balteata, 1726 nucleotides long. The record is from the annotation of a GenBank genome assembly. NCBI's taxonomy places the organism in Eukaryota, Metazoa, Arthropoda, Insecta, Coleoptera, Chrysomelidae.
CAGGCAAGCGCAAACCAAAAUAAAACUGAGAGGUACAAUAGAUAUAAACUUUAUAAUAGGCGGCAGUUCAUUUUCAAAUUUAGUCUUCAUUCGACGUUAAAACCCGUUCCCAACAUGGCUUUGAAAAAGGUUGAUGUAAAAUAUACAAAACUAUUCAUAAACAAUCAAUUUGUGGAUUCCGUUAGUAAGAAAACAUUCCCUGUUCUAAACCCAAGUACCGGAAAACCCAUAGCCAAUGCUGCGGAAGGGGACAAAGAGGACAUCGACAAAGCUGUGAGUGCAGCAAAAGCUGCAUUCGCAAGGGGCUCGAAAUGGAGAUCCAUGGAUGCUUCCAGCAGGGGAAUCAUCAUUAACAAGUUUGCAGAUCUUGUAGAACAACAUCUAGAUGAAAUAUCAGAACUGGAGGUGCUUGAAAAUGGAAAAACUUUGGAAUUAGCUAAAAUGUGUACCCAAUUUGCCGUAUCAGUAUUUAGAUACUAUGCUGGUUACUGUGAUAAAAUAUAUGGUGAAACUAUUCCUGCUGACGGUCCAAUUAUGUGUAUGACUCGUAAAGAACCUCUAGGAGUCGUAGGACAAAUCAUCCCAUGGAAUUACCCUGCUUUGAUGCUUAGUUGGAAGUGGGGCCCUGCACUGGCUGCUGGCUGUACAUUGGUCUUGAAACCAGCAGAGCAGACUCCUCUCACUGCAUUGUAUUUGGCUGCUCUAACUAAAGAAGCCGGUUUUCCAAAUGGAGUUAUUAACGUAGUUAAUGGGUUCGGUCCUACUGCCGGAGCAUCGUUGGCUUUACACAAGGAUGUUAGGAAGAUUGCAUUUACUGGCUCAACUGAGAUUGGACACCGUAUAAUGGAAUAUGCUGCUAAAUCAAACUUAAAAAAAGUUUCAUUGGAGCUUGGAGGCAAGAGUCCCUUGGUUGUUUUUGAUGAUUACGACGUUGAUGAAGCUGUCAAAAUUGCUGGUUUUGCAAUCUUCGGCAACCAUGGUCAAAGCUGUUGUGCUGGUUCUAGAACGUACGUGCAAUCUGGAAUAUACGAUAAAUUUGUAAAGAAAGCUGCUGAAUUUGCUAAAGGCAUUACAGUAGGAGAUCCUUUUGCACAAGGCAUAAUUCAGGGACCACAGGUUGACGAACCAUCUUUAACUAAAAUUCUCACUAUGAUUGAAAGUGGAAAGAAACAAGGAGCGAAAGUGGAAACAGGAGGUAGCAGAAUAGGAACUGAAGGCUACUUUGUACAACCAACUGUGUUCUCGAAUGUCACAGAUGAUAUGACCAUCGCAAAAGAAGAGAUUUUUGGACCUGUCCAGUCUAUCUUAAAAUUCGAUACCCUUGAGGAAAUUAUAGAAAGAGCCAACGACACAGAAUAUGGAUUAGCUGCUGGAGUCAUCACAAAUAAUAUUACCACAGCUCUAACUUAUGCACAAUCUGUUGAGGCUGGUUCCGUUUGGAUAAACUGUUACGAUGAAGUACUAGGACCACAAACUCCAUUUGGAGGUUACAAGAAAUCUGGAAUGGGUAGAGAUUUGGGUCCAGAAUCGGUUUACGAAUAUGUAGAAACUAAGACAAUCUCUAUAAAAAUGCCUUCUAAAUUCUAAAAUUUGUUAUGCAAGUCAAAAUGUUCUCAUGUAUAUAAAUAUAUAUUGUUAAUCAUUCAGUUAUGAAUGUUAUUAAAAUGUUUGUUAUUCGUUGCCAAAUGAUUGUUAAUGUUUUUUUUUAAUAAAAUUUGCAAGCCUU